AUGGUGGAAAGAAGAAUCAUGUCUUCUCUCAUUACCAUAAUCAAGUUGUUGCUGUUUCUUGUCUGUCUGCUGCCAAGCUUCAGCACUAGCAAUGGUGGUGCUUUUGUGGGGAAGAGAGUUUCUCUCCUCGACCUGUUGGAAGAACACAAGCAGUGGAAACAGCUGCUAGAGAAGAGCACCUUCCAUGACUCUGCUGCUUCUUCUUCUUCUUCAAGCUCAUGCCUUCCCCAGAAAUCAAGACAGGAAGAGGGAGCAACCAUCCUGGAAAUGAAGCACAGAGGUUCCUGCUCGCCCUCAGGAAAACCAGCCACGAUGCAAGACUUGAGCAAGAAGCUGAAACGGACCCUAAUGCUAGACAACAUCAGAGUCCAGUCAAUCCAGUCUCGAAUCAAAAAGACUACCUCUCUUGUCAAACAAGACAAGUCGAUAACAACAACAACAACAACUCAGAUUCCAUUGGCUUCGGGAAUAAAGCUGCAAACCCUCAACUAUAUAGUCACAGUACAGCUGGGAGGGAAACAGCUUACAGUGAUAAUGGACACUGGAAGUGACUUGACAUGGGUUCAAUGCCAGCCAUGCAGGUUCUGUUACAACCAGAAGGACCCUCUCUUCAACCCUUCCAUCUCUCCUUCUUUCCGCAGAAUCCCCUGCAAUUCAUCAGCUUGCGACUCCCUUCAGUUCGCAACUGGCAACUCGGGUGCCUGUGCCAGCAACCAGCAAACCUGCAACUAUUACGUUAGCUACGGGGAUGGGUCCUACACAAGAGGCGAUCUAGCCACUGAACAGCUUAACUUGGGAGGUGAAACUGAACCAGUCCAUAAUUUCGUGUUCGGUUGUGGAAGGUACAAUAAGGGCUUAUUUGGAGGAGCUUCAGGUUUAAUGGGGUUGGGAAGGAGUGAGCUUUCUUUGGUGUCUCAAUCUAAAUCCAUGUACGGAGGUGUUUUCUCCUACUGCUUGCCCACAACAGCACCUGAUGCUACUGGCUCAUUAGCAUUUGGUCCCAAUACUUCAGUUUACAGCAACUUCACCCCAAUUUCUUACACCAGAAUGGUCAAUAAUCCCCAGCUCCCAACUUUCUACUUCCUCAACCUUACCGGGUUUUCGAUAGGUGGGAAGGAUCUCCCUCAGGCCUCUGGAUUUGGAACUGGAAUUCUGAUUGAUUCUGGAACAGUCAUAACGAGGCUUCCUCCAUCAACUUACAGAACUGUGAAGGCAGAGUUUCUGAGGCAAUUCUCCGGGGUUCCAACUGCUCCAGGUUUUUCGAUACUGGACACUUGCUUCAACCUGACGGGGUAUCAGGAGAUUGAUGUCCCUACCAUUAGCAUCAACUUUGAAGGGAAUGUGAAGCUGCAAGUUGACCUGACAGGGGUUUUCUAUUUUGUGAAAGCGGAUGCUUCUCAGGUGUGUCUGGCAAUCGCGAGCCUGGCUUAUGAAGAUGAGAUUGGGAUAGUAGGGAACUAUCAGCAGAGAAACCAGAGGGUUGUCUAUGAUACAAAAGAGUCAAUGGUGGGAUUUGCAGCAGAAGCUUGCAGUUUCAGCUAA
This is a messenger RNA of Linum trigynum, 1542 nucleotides long. The record is from the annotation of a GenBank genome assembly. NCBI's taxonomy places the organism in Eukaryota, Viridiplantae, Streptophyta, Magnoliopsida, Malpighiales, Linaceae.